AUGCCGCUGAUGUUGUUUUAUUGCACCGAGAUGGAACAAAUGGCGAGAGAGAUCGCGGCGAUCGACGGAAACAUUGAGUUGGGUGAGAUUCAGUGGCGCACGUUCGCGGAUGGUUUCCCGAACAUUUUCGUGAACGACGCGGAACAGCUGCACGGGCGGCACGUGGCGUUUUUGGCGUCGUUUCACAACGCGUCUGUGAUUUUCCAACAGCUUAGCGUGAUAUACUCCCUUCCCAAGAUGUUCGUCGCGUCGUUCAGAUUGAUCUUACCGUUUUUCCCCACCGGUACGUUCGAACGGGUGGAUAAGGAAGGAGAAAUCCCCACCGCGGUGACGAUGGCGAGAAUGUUGAGCUCGAUUCCGCACUCGCGAGGCGGGCCGACGGAUAUGAUCGUGUUCGACAUUCACGCGCUUCAGGAGCGAUUUUAUUUCGGUGACUCCGUCACUCCGCUGUUCGCAUCGGGAAUUCCGCUUUUGUUGGAGCGAUUAGCAAGUUUAGAAGACGCCGCGGACGUCGUCAUCGCCUACCCCGACGAGGGCGCGUGCAAGCGCUUUCACAACUUUUUCGCCAAGUACGACGAGGUCGUCUGCACCAAGGUUCGCGAGGGCGACAAGCGCAUCGUCACGAUCAAGGAGGGCAAACCCACGGGUAAGCACAUCGUCAUCGUGGACGAUCUCGUGCAAUCCGGCGGCACCCUCAUCGAGUGCGCCAAGGUUCUUCGCCGCGAGGGCGCCUCCGCGGUGAGCGCCUACGUCACCCACGGCGUCUUUCCCAACGAGUCUUGGCGUCGUUUCACCGACCCGUCCGCCGGGUUCGCCAACUUUUGGAUCACCGAUUCGUGUCCGCAGACCGUCAGCGCGUGCAGCGGCGUCGCGCCUUUCGUCGUUUUGAAGCUCGCGGGAUCCGUCGCGCACGCGCUCAACAUUUAA
This is a messenger RNA of Ostreococcus lucimarinus CCE9901, 927 nucleotides long. RefSeq lists its product with no specific name. Gene Ontology annotation, cellular component: ribose phosphate diphosphokinase complex; cytoplasm. Gene Ontology annotation, biological process: 5-phosphoribose 1-diphosphate biosynthetic process; purine nucleotide biosynthetic process. Bases 1 to 927 code for a protein of 308 amino acids. Gene Ontology annotation, molecular function: magnesium ion binding; ribose phosphate diphosphokinase activity. The transcript is spliced from 2 exons. NCBI's taxonomy places the organism in Eukaryota, Viridiplantae, Chlorophyta, Mamiellophyceae, Mamiellales, Bathycoccaceae. The record is from RefSeq and is a predicted model, not a curated record.